This is a messenger RNA of Octopus sinensis (East Asian common octopus), 2453 nucleotides long. Its product is annotated as centrosomal protein of 76 kDa-like. The transcript has 12 exons. Bases 85 to 2001 code for a protein of 638 amino acids. NCBI's taxonomy places the organism in Eukaryota, Metazoa, Mollusca, Cephalopoda, Octopoda, Octopodidae. The record is from RefSeq and is a predicted model, not a curated record.
ACCAAGGUAUUGGAGCAUGCGCAGAGCAACGCGGCCAUUUUCGAAAGCACGUCCGACGAAUUCAGUGAUGGACAUGUUGUAAAUAUGGAUUUAAAAUCAGACAAAGUAAUUCAGUUGAAACAGAGGGUUCAAAAUCAUUUAUCCCAGCCAUCUGUUCAGAACAAGCUGAGAUCCAUCAUCCCCAACUUAAAGUGCUCUGAAGGUAACAAUGGUAAAAUGUUAAAUCCUGCUGAUGUUAUGAAACAGCUUAAAGAGAAUGGAACUAUUGACAGUUUGUUAAAAGAUGUUAAAAAUGGUGAAGGAGAUGCACUUGCACUAAAUCAAUUAAAUCCUUGUGUGCUUACAGACACUCGAGUCGAUAUGACAACUCAGCAACUUAUUCUCAAAAUCCAAGGUGGUCGUGCUUUCCUUGACCAUCUCAGACAGCCUCCUGGUCAGCCAGCCCAGUCGUAUUUUCAACUUCACAUUUUAUUUCAAAACCAAAGAUUCAACACACAACGUGUACCAUGUACUUGUGAUCCUGCCAUAACUGGAGAGUUCCAUCUCAAGUUCAGUAAAUCUACACAAGCUCUUACAAAUGUUGCUGAUUUAUUAACAAUAUCAGAUAAAAUCAAUAUUGUUUUAAUACGAACUAAUAAUUUGGGUGAGAACUUCUUGGUUGCUUCCCAUAUGUAUGACUGGCGGCCUGUUCUGUCUAAGGGAGAAAUGACUGCCUCCAUUGAUUUAAUAGGAACAGGUGGAGUUCCUGUGGGUUUGUUGGAAAUACAAUUACAGUUGUUUCCGAAUUUAUCUAUGAAUCCAUCAAAUGAAGCUGUUACCAAACAAACAGAGUGUGAAACGGAAAGUCAGCGCAUGAAAGAGAAGAAGUUCAUAGCUUAUGCCAACAGUUGGUGGAGUGAAUAUCUACAAAUAAAUGACACUUUCAAAGAUAGAAUUGUGAAAAUAUUUGCUCAGGAUGAAAACUCCAAAAACCGUUUUGUUUGUUCGUUUGUAAAACGUCUCAAAGCCAACCGGUUGUUGAGUUCUGCACGAGAGGCAGCACGUUUUGUCAGUCUAAUCCCUGUUGGAAAAUCGGAAACAAUAGGACAUGCAAUGACAUCAGAAAGAUGGACUUCAAUGCAUUCUUUUCUAUGUUGUAAUAAAGGAGGAUCCAUGGAUCAUGCUAUUUUAUUGUGUAGUCUGUUGCUUGGCUUUGGUCUAAAUGCAUAUGUAUGUGUAGGAACCAAGUCAAAAGGCAGCAUCCACUUUUGGGUUGUUACAAUCAGCUGUGAAGGACUGGUAACAUUUUGGGAGAGUGUAACUGGUCUUACGUAUAUUCAUAAACCUUUAGAUCAAAAUAAUCCACCUCUGGCCAAGAAAUAUGCUCAUCCUAUGCCUUACAGAACUGUAGGAUGUAUCUUUAAUCAUUAUCAGUUUUAUGCCAAUUGUCAGUCAAGUGAUGCCAUAGAGAUGUGUGAAUUCAAUGUAAAAGUAUCAAGCAGUUGGAAAUCUAUGUCUGAGGAUGCCAUCUGGUCCAUUUGUGAACCUUCUUCUUGUCCUCUCUGGCCUCCACUUUGCCCACUUAGACGUAAUCCAUUCGACACAGUGAAAUAUAGCGAUCUUCUUGAGAAGCAACUUUGUGAUUUAGUCGUUGCAUACAGACAGAAUGAAGGUCUUACAACUCAGUGGGACCACGAACUUUCUUACUUACUGACAUCUUUGCUGUCUUCUCAUGAAUGUGAACGAAUUACAGGUUUUACUGCUGGUAAUGAAGAAUUUCAAGAUGCCUUGCGGCAAGCAAUUCCUGAGAAACAUACUUUCAGUGGUUUUCCGAUUCAACAAGCACACACAAACAUUAAAAAGUUGUUCCAUGAAGCUCUGAAGUCCUCUCUUUGUCAAGACAUCAUUUCAUGCCGAGGAGACAAAGUCCGCCUGUCCGUCAGAGUCUGUGUUUUUCCCUACCCAGAAAGUGUAUGUGCAAUGUGGGCCAUGUUUGCUUGUGUGUGCCAAAGGAUUAUUUAAACAGUAUUUCAUUGUAUAAUCAUUUUUACAAAUGAUUCCGCAUCAAUUUCCAUCAAAGUUGAAUUUUUAUGACAACCUGAUAAGUAAGAAUCAUUAAGAUUAAUCAGACUAAUUAGACAUGUUAACUUUUGUUGUUAUGCAUUUUGUUGGUGUGAAUCUUCUUCAGCUGCACAGUUUUACUUAUUUAUAUAUUACCUUGAGUAAGGAAGUGAAGCAUAUAUAUAUAUAUAUACAUUAAUUUAUAAUUAUAUUAAAGGGUGCGGAUAAACCCCACCAACACGCUAGAAAUAGACGCCACAUGGCUAAAAGCAGGUGCUAAUAGAGUGUAGAUAUAGUUUUUAGAGCCAUUUGGUGUCUAUUUCUAGCAUGUUGGUGGUUGUUUAUCCGCACCCUUUAAUAUAAUUAUAAAUUAAUAUAAAUUGUAACCUGUAUGGUUUUUUUUAUUUCAUGCU